CCAUGGCGGCGCGCGGCGAUUGGCUGUGGGAAAGGCCGGGGGGCGCGGGGCGGAGCCGCGAUGGGGCCGCGGGGAGCGCCCGGCGCCGCGGGGCUGUGAGCCGGAGCCGGGGAGGGCCCGCGGGGCUCGCGGCUGGGGAUGAGGAGGCUUUCUGCUCUGAAUUUGCUUCUUUACAAAAUGAGUAUUGCAGUGUUUCACAAAGAUUGGACCCUUCAGUAGGAUUUCUCAAGAUCAGUGCACAUAACUCAACAGCUUAUUUUUCUUGAAGACUUCUCUGCAGCUUUUAAAGCAUUUAUCACAAUGAAUUCGGGCUUAUGGAGUCAAGAAAAACCAAGUUCAUCCUAUUGGGAAGAGCGGGUCUUUUAUUUACUUCUCCAGGAGUGCAGUGUCAUAGACAAGCAGACUCAAAAGCUCUUGAAAGUGCCCAAAGGUAGCAUUGGGCAGUUUUUUCAAGACCGUUCUUCUGUGGGACACUCCAGAAAUAUUCCUUGUAAAGGCAAGAAACUUCAGAUUGGAUUAAAGAUUCUGGAACAACCUCAUGCAAUCCUCUUUGUGGAUGAGAAGGAUGUUAUAGAAAUAAAUGAAAAAUUAGCCGAGUUGCUUUUGGCCAUUACUAACUGUGAGGAAAGAUACAGUCUGUUUAAAAGCAAGAGCAGGUUAACUAAAGGCAUCCAGAUAGAUAUUGGCUCACCUGUUAGAGUCCAGCUGAGAUCGGGAGAUGAUAAAUAUCCUGGAGUUGUUCGCUUCAGAGGACCCUUAUUGCAAGAAAGGUCCCUAACGGGGGUAUACUUUGGAGUAGAGUUGCUGGAAGAAGGUCGUGGUCAGGGCUUUACUGAUGGACAGUACCAAGGCAAGCAGCUUUUCAGAUGUGAUGAAGACUGUGGAGUUUUUGUUGCUUUGGACAAACUGGAGCUAGUAGAAGAUGAUGACAAUGAACUGGAAAGUGACUAUGCAGCUCCUGUUGAAGCAAUGCAGGUAGAACUUCCUCCUCUGGAGAUCAACUCCAGGGUUUCUCUGAAGAUAGGAGAGAGUAUAGAGUAUGGGACAGUUAUAUUCUGUGAUGUCUUACCAGGCAACGAAAGUUUAGGAUACGUUGUUGGAGUGGACAUGGAUAAUCCUAUUGGAAACUGGGAUGGAAGAUAUAAUGGAAUACAGCUGUGCAGUUUUGCAAGUGUUGAAAGUACACUUCUUUUGCAUAUCAAUGAUGUUAUUCCAGAGACCGUGUCACAGGACAGGAGACCUCCCAAGCUUGCCUAUACCUCAAGAGGUGGUGGUGACAAAAGUGUGUUCAAUCAUAGUAAGCCAAAGGCUACAGGAUCUACCUCUGAACCUGGAAAUAGAAACAGAUCUGAAGUCUUCUACACAUUAAAUGGCUCGUCAGUUGACUCUCAGCCUCAAACAAAAACGAAACCCCCAUGGUAUAUUGAUGAAGUCGCUGAAGACCCUGCAAAAUCACUUACCGAUUCAUCUCCUGGAUUUGGGCAUUCAUCACCACCACUGCAGCCACCUUUAACAAACUCUGUGUCUACAGAAAACAGAUUUCACUCUCUCCCUUUUAGCUUGACAAAAACGUCAACUACUAAUGGUACUAUUGGACACAGUCCUCUCUCUUUAUCUGUUCAGUCAGUCAUUGGUGAUGUAAAUACUACACCUAGCCAGGAGAGUCCAUCAACAGCAGGCCCAGUUGGGAACUCACAUGGUCUUGAAGCGGGUUCCUUGGCUGAAGUUAAAGAAAACCCUCCUUUCUAUGGAGUAAUCCGCUGGAUUGGCCAGCCCCCUGGAGUAAAUGAAGUAUUGGCUGGACUGGAAUUGGAAGAUGAAUGUGCAGGUUGUACAGAUGGAACAUUUAAAGGAACUCGAUACUUCACUUGUGCUCCGAAGAAAGCUCUUUUUGUUAAACUUAAAAGCUGCAGGCCAGAUUCCAGGUUUGCCUCACUACAGCCCGUUUCCAACCAGAUUGAACGCUGCAACUCUCUAGCCUUUGGAGGUUACUUAAGUGAAGUGGUAGAAGAAAACACUCCUCCAAAAAUGGAAAAAGAAGGUUUAGAGACAAUGAUUGGAAAGAAGAAAGGUAUCCAGGGUCAUUACAACUCCUGUUACUUAGACUCCACCUUGUUCUGCCUGUUUUCUUUUAGCUCUGUUUUGGACACUGUGCUGCUCAGGCCUAAAGAAAAGAAUGAUGUAGAGUAUUACAGCGAGACUCAAGACCUGCUGCGGACAGAGAUUGUGAAUCCUCUGAGAAUAUAUGGGUAUGUAUGUGCUACAAAAAUAAUGAAACUGAGGAAGAUACUUGAAAAAGUUGAGGCCGCAUCAGGAUUCACUUCAGAGGAAAAAGAUCCAGAAGAAUUUCUGAAUAUUUUAUUUCACCAUAUUUUAAGAGUUGAGCCACUAUUGAAAAUAAGAUCAGCAGGUCAGAAAGUACAAGACUGUUACUUCUAUCAGAUUUUUAUGGACAAAAAUGAGAAAGUUGGAGUCCCAACAAUUCAGCAGUUACUAGAGUGGUCAUUCAUCAACAGUAACUUGAAGUUUGCAGAGGCACCCUCUUGCCUGAUUAUCCAGAUGCCUCGGUUUGGAAAAGACUUCAAAAUGUUCAACAAAAUUUUUCCAUCCUUGGAAUUAAAUAUAACAGACUUACUUGAAGAUACUCCCAGGCAGUGCCGAAUAUGUGGAGGGCUUGCUAUGUAUGAGUGCAGAGAAUGUUAUGAAGAUACUGAUAUUUCUGCUGGGAAAAUCAAGCAGUUCUGCAAAACCUGCAAUACGCAAGUUCAUCUUCAUCCCAAGAGACAGAGUCAUAAAUUCAAUCCAUUGUCACUACCUAAAGAUCUGCCAGACUGGGAUUGGCGACAUGGCUGCAUCCCGCACCAGAAGAUGGAGUUGUUUGCUGUUCUCUGCAUAGAAACAAGCCACUAUGUAGCUUUUGUUAAAUACGGCAGGGAUGACUCUGCCUGGCUUUUCUUUGACAGCAUGGCAGAUCGGGACGGCGGUCAGAAUGGCUUUAACAUUCCACAAGUUAGCCCAUGUCCAGAAGUUGGUGAAUACCUGAAAAUGUCUCUAGAAGAAUUACACUCACUGGAUUCCAGAAAAAUUCAAGGUUGUGCACGAAGACUACUUUGUGAUGCUUACAUGUGCAUGUAUCAAAGUCCAACGAUGAGUUUAUACAAAUGAACAAUGGUCCUCUGGAAAACUGAAGAAACAGUAUAGAGUUACUGACUGUUGCAUUUGCUGCAUUUUUUGUUUCGUUUUAAUGCAACCGUUGCUGGCAAUGGAUGCGAUGACAAGGAAGAAGUUGACUCUGAGAGCAGAAGGAUUACUGUUCCAAAAACUACAUGUGGAGUUCUCUAAUUGAAAUAUUUAAGCAUUUUGCACUCUGGGAAGUGUGCUUGUGUGUGUUUGUUUUAUAAACAAAGUCUAAGUGAAGUUACUAAAACUUAAAGCUUUAAGUGCAUUGAUUAUAUGCAGGCUUUUUUGAAAUGCUAAAGGUGGAAUUAUAUGAGGAGCAACCUCCUUAGUCCAUUGAGAAUGUAAAGUUACGGUGUUCCUGCUCAGUGCAUUUUUGUGGACCAAGGAUGGUGGUUCUUCUGUGUUUCCCCCCCACACCCACCAUUUCUCCCUACCCUUGAUCUUUUUAGCACCAUGGAUUCUCUUUUUUCAAGAGGCAGUAACUUCAGUUUUGGUAAGAUAAAUUUUGGACUGUUCAUUGCGUUCUGUUCCAUUAUCUGUCUACUACAUUCUUUUCAGUUCACGCAUUUGCAUCUUGAAAAGUUAAAGUUCAUUUAAAGAUCUGAAUUCCUAUCCUGUGAAAAUCAACCAUGCAGAUUUGCUAUCUGUUAACUUGUGAUUUUUGGAGGGGAAGAAUAGGCAGAGGAGGGUAUUAAGGGAAAGCGUAAUUGCUGAAAUAUAAAAUUAGCAAUGAAAGUUAACAGAUGUCUUUUUUCAAGUGUCUAUUUUUAAAGAAACAAAGCAGUCUGGAACAGAACAGCAACUAUAUACAAAUGAUUUGAGGACAAAACAAUAAAAUAGUGGAUUGCCUCUGGGAAUGUUACUGAAGUGGUUUCCGGUCCUAUGUAAAAAAAACCUGACUUUUCUACACAUUAAGCAUCUACCUGGGACUGUGUUAUACAUCUGACUCUUCCUUUCUGGAUUACUAAUAAGUACUAAAACUUAUAACUAUAAAGAAAAUAGAUCAGGGAUUUACCGUACACCAAGAACCUAAAGAAAAAUAACUUGAAAAGCUGUAAAAUCUGUGUUGAUGAAGUAUGUUGGUUUCUGUUCGCAAUGAAAUACUGUUGUUUUAGUUGCUUUUUACCUACUUCUGUCUACACGGACUGGCAAACGUGCAUCUAAAUAUAGACAGUAAAAUCUGGUUGUACAAAUUACAUGUAUAGAGCUGUACAUUUUCAAUUGUAAGAUGUUUUAUAUGCACUGCUUCCUUCUUGGGGUCAUCUGUAGAAGAGAGGUCACAAAAUACAAACUGAGGAAAAACCACAUUGAAAAAGCCACUGUUGUGAGGACAACGGAGACUGAUCCUAUACUGUAGAAAAUGUGGUUACUUUGGUUUUCUUGGCAGAACACUCUACCACAGAUGAGUACUAGAGAGAGGUUUGAAAAUUAUGCUUGAAGGGCUAAUCUGUCUAAAGCAGGAGGUGGUGAGAGAGCCGAUCUAUUCCAUUAGCCACUGCAUGAAGCGUGCUCUAAUUUUUCAUUCUUGAGCAAGAAAGUUAUUAAAAGUGUCACUAUUGCUUUUGCCUCUAAUAGCCUCUUGGCUUCUAUGUUCCCUUGCCUUAUUUAUCUAGUCUGUGCUUCUUCAGUUUCCGUACUACUGUGAGCUCCUGAAUGCUUUCUCUCCUGAAAAAUUUCAGCAGUGCUUUAGGUGAUGGAUUCUAUAACCAUCUGUCAAUGGGUUUUGUCCAUUAGCUCUUCCUUGGCUGUGCACUGUCCAGCUCUGGAACAGCACAUGCUCAGAUGUGUCCAUGAAGAUGCCAUAGAAACAUCUUACAGGUAAUAUACGAGGUCUGACACAAAAAACUCCCAAGACUUUGUCUGUAACUCUCUUCCUUUAACAAAUUAAUAAAAUCGGCUGCAAUCAUCUUCAAAAUAGCUCCCUCCUGAGAUGACACACAGCUGCAUAUGAUACUGCCAAUGUUCAAAGCAAUUCCACAAAUGACUGUCUAAAAGGCUUUCGAGGAUCUCCAUUGUUUUUGCUUUCAAAUCCACUGACAAAAAAUGGGUCCCUCUGAGCACUGACAUGAUUUUUGGGAUCUCUUCACUGUAACCCUCAGUCAAUAACAGAAAAGUUUCUGUUGUGGAUUUCUUCAGUUUCACAAGAAACUUUAUGUUAACUGGCUGUUUGCUUUUGCACACUGAUAUUUUCUGAUGGAGUGCAAGAAAAUGUCUAUAUUUGAACAUGUGCCCGUGCAUACUGAGUGAAGCAAUUAAGUUGAGCCUAGUCUCACUGUGACAGAUUAGAUAACCAUCUCCUUCUCUCCUCCCAAAGUCUUGGUUCCUGAGAUAUAAGGUUAGUCUUGGGUUUUUUUGUGUCAGACCUCACAAGGUAAAAAGAUGAGUUGUAGGUCUUGGGUAAGUAGCUUGUAUUUAUUGAGAUGGGAUUGAGAAUACCCAUGAUCUGAGCAGAAGGGCUGGUGACUCACUCAUGGCUGCAUAUUGAAGAGCAAGUCCAGUCUCAAGUGAUGUUUUUAAAAAGAGCUGUUUGCAAGGCGAAGGCGAGAGGACAGCCAGGGCCUCGGCUUGCCCUCUACAAAGCCUGAUCCCUCGUCUGCUGCCUUCAUUGCGCUGGCCCCAUCACCACUGAACCUGGAAGCAGUCACAGGUGGUGCCCCCUCCUGAACACGGAGCAAACAUAAAGGCUUUACAAAUGAACAAGCACAGACCUUUGUAGCAAUGAGACCAAUCUGAUGUCUGGUCUUUUCCCCAUUCCUUGAUUUCCUAAUGAAUUAAUUUUCCCACGUCCAUUUCCCCUUCACCUCCUCUCCAUUAAAUAAUACCUAAGGUUACAAUUCCCUUACCUCCUCCUGCCUGAACUUGGAGAACAGCUCUGGAACUGCCAGAGGGGAGACUUGGACUUAGCACCCAUAUUAAAAUUUUCUGGAUGAAUAAUCUUGUAGCGAAAUAUCCAUAAAAUCCCAUUUUUUUUCAAGAUGCAUAUUUCAUUAGCGGAAGUGAAUAAAAAUAUGUGGGUGUAAAUGAAAUGCAUGGCUUCUUGCCUCCAAUUGUCUGGCCUUUGACAAGAAAUGGAGAAGUUGUGUGAACUCUUGCUUUUGUUCACCUAGAGAACGCACAGGGAAAAAAAACAGGGACUUUAAAUGUAUUGUGCACGCUUGGUGACAAAUGCUGUGUUUGGCAAUGCAGGUGAUUCUUUACAGCCUGGGUUUUGUACUACUUUAUAUUAUUGCAAAACAGUAAAUAGUUUUGCAAAUAGUAUAUGAUUCUGUGGUUUGUUUGUUGCUUAUUAGUUCAGAGGGCAGAGAUGUUUUCUGUAGCAUAAAAAAAAAAAGAAAAAAGUGCUUUUGACAAUUGAGUCUUCUUUUAAUCCAAAAAAUAUUGCUUUAUGGUGUACUGCAUUCGAUUGGAGAUAAUCUGGCAAUGUACAUGAAAUCUUACGGAAGCUAACUCCAGUUUUAAUUUCCUUUCUCAGAAAGGAGUAUACAGACAUAAAAGUGGUUUCACUGUGAAGGGAAAAUUGUAAAAUAACUUGUGUAUGGGGGAGGAAACUGGUUUUAGCCUUCAGCAUCUAUUACAGGGGAACUGGCUAAGUUAUUUUGUAGAAACAGCCUGCAUUUUGAAGCAUCUACUGCUGUUCAAUGUAAUGCCCAAAGAUUCCAGUGACUAAGCACCCAACUUUUAUGUAUCUAAUGCUUUUGGUAACCUUCCAAUCUUCUCUUUUUGUUUUUUAUACAGUGAAUGUGCCCAUAAAUUAAUAGCACUUAGAUGAUUGCAUCAUGGUCCAGCUCUUAAAUAUUGCUAACAAUGGCCUUAACCUGUGAGUGGGAAAACACAGAAUAUAGUUUCUGACAGCCUGUAAAAAUUUUCAUGAAGUUUCGUAAACUUUUCAAAACUAUUCAUAAUGCAUAAAGUUUCAUAACUGGGGAGAAAUACUGCACUCCUAUACAACUUGCAGCCUCUACUGUGCUAAUCAUUUUUAGAAAUGGGGGGGUUGAAUCAGUAGAAAAUGGCACAAAUAUUUUGCACGUAGAGGUAUCAGUUAAAGGUGAUGUCUUACACGUUACUGAAACAAAGAAAAAACCAAACCCCCACACCAAGCUGUGUCAGAACGCUGGUCCUUUGGUGUGGGAGAUAACCAGAAGAAAACAUACACUGAUAUAUUUGUUCAAUAACGGUUGUUCUAAUAUCUGUGCUACUGAUUCUGUAUUCUUGAGAAAUGUAGUACUGUUUUACUAAACAGCCUGUGAGAUCUCCAUUAUAAUUAAGUACUAUGUGUAACGGGAAUUACUCGUAAUCAUAAAUGGUUCAUUUCAAUGCACUUAGUUUUCUUGUGCGCUUUAUACUCCACUGAUGAACUUGGUCACCACAAUCCCUAACGAUAGCCUGUUUAAUACAAUAGCAAGGCACAACAUGCUGCAAACUGGAAUUUUAUGGUUUCAGAACUGAGUUGGUGUAAAAAAAAAAAAAAAAAGAGAUUGAAAGCUUUAUGUAUUUUUACCACUGUUACAAAGCAUGUUUUUAUCUGUUCUUAAUGUUUUGCUAAAUAAACAUCCCAUGUUUUGUGCACAAAUAGUGUCUUAAACUCAUAAAGGCUGUCUUCUAGAAUGAGUUAGGGAAAAAAACCAUUAUAUCAGACUGCCCUCAACUAGCCUUAACUUCCCCCCUCAAUGGUAGAGUGGAAUUAGCUGCUGCUGGAAAGGAAUGUACCGUGUGCUCUUUCUGUAUUAAUGUUAAUUAAAU
This is a messenger RNA of Cuculus canorus (common cuckoo), 7920 nucleotides long. RefSeq names its product CYLD lysine 63 deubiquitinase (gene CYLD). Gene Ontology annotation, molecular function: cysteine-type deubiquitinase activity; K63-linked deubiquitinase activity. The transcript has 17 exons. The coding region runs from base 301 to 3165 and encodes 954 amino acids. NCBI's taxonomy places the organism in Eukaryota, Metazoa, Chordata, Aves, Cuculiformes, Cuculidae. Gene Ontology annotation, cellular component: cytosol. Gene Ontology annotation, biological process: necroptotic process; protein K63-linked deubiquitination; positive regulation of extrinsic apoptotic signaling pathway. The record is from RefSeq and is a predicted model, not a curated record.